Cyphellophora europaea CBS 101466 is the source of this 789-nucleotide messenger RNA. RefSeq lists its product as uncharacterized. NCBI's taxonomy places the organism in Eukaryota, Fungi, Ascomycota, Eurotiomycetes, Chaetothyriales, Cyphellophoraceae. The record is from RefSeq and is a predicted model, not a curated record. The transcript has a single exon. The coding region runs from base 1 to 789 and encodes 262 amino acids.
AUGCGCGACUUUAAUCCGUACGGCAUCGGAUACCGAAUCAAUGAGGACGGUUUAGUGCAACCAACUGGCCGCGGACUCUUGCGGGAGGAAUUCAUCCCUCACUUGGUCACCUAUGAUUGGAAAACAAUUCCAGUUGACAUCAGAGACUUCUAUUGCGGAUAUAAUGGGCUUCCCUGGGUGAAUAUACGUAUACGUGGGACAGGCAAGAGUGAGGACCGGGACGAAGAAGACAGCAACGGCGAUAUGGGGUCGACACCGUCAAAGCCACCUGGCACAAGUCGUCGCGUCUCUGGAAAGACGGCGAGAAAAGCCAGCGGCAAAGGUCCGGCGGCAGCGGACAAAGUGGCACCCACCUCGCUGGAGCAGGUCCACGGUGUUGACUCAUCUCCGGUUCUCCAGACACCAGAACCAGACUCGGGCCCGAAUGCGGAAUCAGCGCCGGUAUCUCGUUCAGAGGGCCAAGCCACUCCCUCAAGACUAGAUGGCUCAGUGCCAAAUACUCCAGAGUCUCCGGUGGAUGCCACAGCGGAGCUGCCGAGCUCUACGCAGGACUCUUUUUACAGCUUGCCCGGAGAAUAUCUCACAGAACAGGACCUCGCAACGAUCACAGACCUGGCGGCGAGUGGGCCAGCAGCCGUGCAGCUUCAGCAGGCUGUCGUUGCCAGCUCGGUUGUGUUGACCGCGGCAUCUGCCGCUGCCGCGGCGCUGGAACAGCAAAGGCUGCCUGCAUACAAAUCGGAAACGGCUAUCAGGACCAAACCAGAUCCUGUCAUGGAAACUCUGGCUUGA